This is a messenger RNA of Papilio machaon (common yellow swallowtail), 2071 nucleotides long. RefSeq lists its product as uncharacterized. The coding region runs from base 134 to 1504 and encodes 456 amino acids. Gene Ontology annotation, cellular component: membrane. The record is from RefSeq and is a predicted model, not a curated record. The transcript is spliced from 9 exons. Lineage: Eukaryota; Metazoa; Arthropoda; Insecta; Lepidoptera; Papilionidae.
ACCACACACCACUAUUUGAUUAUCAAGCGAAGCGGAGACUGAAAGCCGGAACGCGCGAAAUACGCUUUAUAUGUAGUAAAAUAAGAGAAUAUUAUUUUUAGUAGCUAAUAAAAGAAGCUCUUAGCACAUUGAAAUGUGCUUUAGCCCAAAUUCUAAUUUAGUGCAGCGAACAAUCGAACUGAAUUAUGCAAAAAAGAAAAGAGCUACUUCUAUCAAGUGGUUCUUUGUGAAUAUGACAGUGUUUCUUGUAUUUACUUUUGAUUUGACAUGGUCGGGGCCGUGCUCGGGCUCGCUGGCGCGCUACGCGCAGCUGGCGGCGGCGGGCGCAGCGUGUGCGGGAGCACUGCGGCACGCGCUGCGUCUGCUGCCGCGCCCCGCGCCCUCCGCGCCACCCGCUCGCCUCUCGCGCCGCCAGCUGCGUCUGCUCGGCCUCUCCCCAGCCGACCUAGACUCUUCUCUGGUGCUGUCGGAGGGCGAGAGCGCUCCCAUCUCCGCCCCCGCCCCCGACUCCGCCUCCGCCGACUGUGAGCUGUCGCUGUCGCUAUCGCCACGGCGCUGGCGCUCGCCGCGCGACCCUCCGCCCUCGCCGCCGCCCGCCUCGCCGCCCCGCUCCCCGCCACGCUCGCCGCCCCGCUCGCCGCGCGGCGCGCUCCGCGACCGCUUCAUCGCCGACCGCCGCUCGCUCGCAGACUAUAUCAAGUUUCGUUACAUGUGGAGCCGUGCUCGCAGGGAGUACGAGGGGCUGCAGGGCGCGCCGGGGGAGGGCGCCGAGGGCGCUGUGGGCGCGGCGAGUGCGUGCGCCCCGCGCGCCGCCCCGCCCCCCGCCUACCACCUGUCGGCGCUGGACUCGGAGGGCGGCAAGCUGGAGGAGGGGUCGCCGGAGGGCUCCCCGUCUGUGUGCUGGCAGCUAGACAUCGACCCGCACAAGCUUACUCAGUGGAACUUGAACCUGCGACUGUGGAUCCACAUCACGAUCCUGGAGCGGGUGGUGGGCGCGAUGGCGGCGGCGGACGCGGCGCGCGCGCUGCUGCCGUACCUGGAGCCGUUCGCGGACCAGCGCUACGUGGUGCGGCGGCUGCGGGAGCUGGCGCGCGCGCCCUGCCUCAGCGAGUACCGCGGCGAGGCGGGCGGGGCCGACUGGCACGCCGGACAGCCCACAGACAGCGAGAUCAUCCUGCAUCUCUUCGCCACGUAUCUGGACGGGCAGAUGCUGCAGAGCGGGAACCCGCGGCCCUUCAGCUCGCAGUACCUGUACAGUGGCGGGGGCGGUGCUGGGGGCGGGGCUGGGGGCGGGGCGGAGGAGCCGCGGCUGGAGCGAGUGCGGGAGCGGCCGCCGCAGUGGGCGGUGCGCGUGGGCGGGGCGCUGGCGGGCGCGCGCGGCCGCAACAACCUGCUGCACGCGCUGCUGCUGCUGCUGGCCGCCGCCGCGCGCCGCUCGCCGCCCGCCCUCGCCCGCACGCCGCUCGGCCCCGCAGGACUCAACAUGCUGUGGAUCCUCAGCUGACCGCGCGCCGCUCGCCGCCCGCCCUCGCCCGCACGCCGCUCGGCCCCGCAGGACUCAACAUGCUGUGGAUCCUCAGCUGACCGCGCGCCGCUCGCCGCCCGCCCUCGCCCGCACGCCGCUCGGCCCCGCAGGACUCAACAUGCUGUGGAUCCUCAGCUGACCGCGCGCCGCUCGCCGCCCGCCCUCGCCCGCACGCCGCUCGGCCCCGCAGGACUCAACAUGCUGUGGAUCCUCAGCUGACCGCGCGCCGCUCGCCGCCCGCCCUCGCCCGCACGCCGCUCGGCCCCGCAGGACUCAACAUGCUGUGGAUCCUCAGCUGACCGCGCGCCGCUCGCCGCCCGCCCUCGCCCGCACGCCGCUCGGCCCCGCAGGACUCAACAUGCUGUGGAUCCUCAGCUGACCGCGCGCCGCUCGCCGCCCGCCCUCGCCCGCACGCCGCUCGGCCCCGCAGGACUCAACAUGCUGUGGAUCCUCAGCUGACCGCGCGCCGCUCGCCGCCCGCCCUCGCCCGCACGCCGCUCGGCCCCGCAGGACUCAACAUGCUGUGGAUCCUCAGCUGACCGCGCG